This is a messenger RNA of Alternaria atra, 1713 nucleotides long. RefSeq lists its product as uncharacterized. The transcript has 7 exons. The record is from RefSeq and is a predicted model, not a curated record. The coding region runs from base 1 to 1713 and encodes 570 amino acids. Gene Ontology annotation, biological process: adenosine catabolic process; inosine biosynthetic process. NCBI's taxonomy places the organism in Eukaryota, Fungi, Ascomycota, Dothideomycetes, Pleosporales, Pleosporaceae. Gene Ontology annotation, molecular function: adenosine deaminase activity.
AUGACUGCACCGCCCGCCGUGACUGCAGACCUGCCCGUCGACGCUGCUUUCACCAAGGGAUUGCCCAAGAUUGAGCUUCAUGCCCACUUGACCGGCAGCAUCAGUCGCGACUGCCUGCACCACAUAUGGGUGACGAAGAAAGCGCGGGAUCCUGAUCUCGACCUAGAGGAUCCUCUAGUAGCUAUUCCCACGGGAAAGGUCGACUACGAUAUCAAAACGUUCUUCCCGCUGUUUUCGUCGUACAUUUAUCGCCUUUGCAGCGAUUUGCCGAGCAUCCAGUACUCAACCAAAGCUGUGCUGCAAGACUUCCAGCAUGAUGGUGUUGUCUAUGUUGAGCUUCGAACAACCCCAAGGGCAAUUCCUGGGGAAAACGUUACCAAGGAAAAUUACGUGAAGACCAUCUUGGAUCAAAUCAAGGCCCAUAAUCAUGAUGCUAAUAAUACCAUGCGGGCUUUCCUCAUAUUGUCAAUCGACCGUCGCAACAAUACUACUGAGGCGGAGGAAGUUGUUGAUCUUGCCAUAAAGUACCAGUCCGCCGGGGUCGUCGGUGUCGACCUCUGUGGCGACCCAGCGAAAGGCGACGUGCGCAUAUUCGGCGACAGCUUCGCUCGCGCAAAGGCCGCUGGACUGGAGAUCACGCUGCACUUUGCCGAGAGCGAGACUUCGGCUUCAGACUUGGAGCUACAAACACUUCUAUCAUGGCAGCCUAACAGACUAGGUCACGUCAUACAUGUCAAAGAAGAGUUUCGGAAGAUCAUCGAGCAGCAUGGGACUGGCGUUGAGCUAUGCCUCAGCUGCAACGUCCAUGCGAAGAUGAUCACGGGCACUUACUCAGACCAUCACUUUGGAAUGUGGCGGAAUAGCAGUGUUCCCGUUGCCUUGAGCACGGAUGAUGUUGGAGUGUUCUGCAGUCCUCUCUCGCAAGAAUACUAUCUUGCAGCACAACACUUUCAUCUAGCGGACAACUACGCUAUCUUUGCGCUGUCCAAGUACGUAGGGCAAACUAUCCAUGGGAAUUUCACUUUCCUACCGGAAGUGAACCCUGCAAUGUUCGCUUAUGCAGAGAUUGCCGUUCCUUUCAGCGACCACGAUGGCGCAACAAUCCUCCUCAACAAUAUUUUCAGUCGUCGUUGGAUAAUUCAGCUCAAGUACAACACGUCUCGACUACAACCUGAUUCGAACGUCUUCGACGUUGAGCAAGAGCUCGAACCAGACAGGAAGGCCGAUAUAAUAAGAGCGCCAUUCGUUAUCGAUGUGCCUAGCAAUCCUGGAACGGACAAAUCAACUCUUUUCAAUAAUGCUUCCACCGAAGCCUCGAAGGAUGAUUUACUUGAUAUAGACACAGGUUAUGGCCUUACCUGCUCCAGCAAAUACCCAAAUCAACACCCUUACACCAAAGACUUUGACAGAAACGAAGCCGUCGAUAUUGCCAGAACAUUCUGCGAAGGUAUCGUCAAGUCCGAGGUUGACACAACUUCGAUCUCACCAACCGUGAGGGAUACCUAUCAGUUUAAUAACAUCAGUAGGGAUUACACACUGACAGAAGCCAACGCUAGAACAAAUCUUGGGUUCUUCGCGCUUACUGACAACGCUUUGUUCAUCCAAGCUCGAAACGCUAAACAGUUCUUCGAAGGAGUUGCCGACGACGCUAAAGUCGAUCACUGCGUCUUAACAUACAAGCAUAUCAUCAGCGGCUGCGAUACUGACGUUUAA